AUGCAGCAAGAUGUAAAGCAGCAAAAACAAGACAUGCUAGAGAUGAAAGAAGAUAUUAAAGGUACAAUAAUUAACAGCCUCAACGAGAAGUUCAAUAACUUAGAACUGAAAAAUGAGCUUUUGGAGAAAAAAAUACAACAGCAAUCAAAUAAAAUUAACAACCUAGGACAGUGUAGACCCAAAAAUCUGAUCUCCUUUUGA
Messenger RNA from Parnassius apollo (apollo), 201 nucleotides. NCBI's taxonomy places the organism in Eukaryota, Metazoa, Arthropoda, Insecta, Lepidoptera, Papilionidae. The record is from the annotation of a GenBank genome assembly.